AUGGGUUUGCCAAGGCAAGUCGGCAAUGUUACACCUUUUCGCAUCAUCGCCGAUGUAGGCGAGAUGGUCAUCCUCCCUCCAGAGUUUGUCAACGGUAUUCGCAACGAAGCUGACCUUGAUUUCAUGGAAUUUGUCAACCAACAAUUCUUGUCAGACAUUCCUGGAUUUGAGACAUUCAAAACAGGAUUAUUGACUACUCUGGUCACCGACGUAACCAGAGUCAAGAUCACGCAGUCUCUUGGAAAGGUCACGGAACCGCUGGCCAACGAAUGCGACCAAGCUUGCCGAGAGAUCUUCGGGGAAUCCAAAGAACGGAAGGAAAUCAUACUCAAAUCUGCCCUCUUGGAUCUUGUUGCGCGCAUCUCAUCUCGCGUGUUCCUCGGCGAAGUGGGAUGCCGCAGUCCGGCCUGGCUCAACAUUACCAAGGAAUUCAUUGUGAAUAGUUUCAUGGCUUGUGUUGAGCUCCGGAAGUACCCUCCUGGAAUCCGUCACAUUGUUCAUUGGUUUUUGCCAGAGUGUAAGACUGUACGCACGCAAGGGCAAACGGCACGAAAUAUCAUCAACGAAAUCUUGGCAGCGCGCCAAUCGGAAGAUCAACAAAGACUUGACAAGGGACUGAAGCCUAAGGUGCGAAAAGAUGUGAUCGAGUGGUUCGAACAGAUGGCCAAGAGUCAAAGCUACGACAUAGGACGAGCACAGAUUGCUCUCGCCAUGGCUGCUGUCCACACCACGACCGACUUCCUGACUCAGACCCUUUUCGAUAUCAUGGACCAUCCACAGAUUAUCCCUGUUCUCCGUGAGGAGAUCGUCACGGUUAUUAGUCAAGACGGCUGGGAGAAGACAGCGCUCUAUAAGCUCAAGUUGAUGGACAGUGUGAUCAAGGAAAGUCAACGCAUCAAGCCACCCAACGUCGUGAGCAUGAACAGGCUUGCCUUGAAAGACGUCAAGCUUCCCGAUGGAUCGAUUCUUCCUGCGGGAAGCAAGAUGGGGAACCCUAAAUUCUGGGAUGGAUAUCGAUGGCUUCGAAAGCGCCAACAGGCGGGACAAGAGAACCUGCACCAGCUUGCCACAACAUCACCACAGCACAUCGCUUUUGGACACGGAAAGAAUUCAUACCCUGGGCGAUUCUUUGCUGCUAAUGAGAUCAAGAUUGCCUUAUGCUUCUUGAUAAUGAACUAUGAUUUCGAGUUGACGCCGGGUGUGAAGCCCGAGGCUGUGUUGUCAGGCAUUCAACUCGACUCCAAUCCAACUGCAAAAGUGCAAGUCAGGCACCGCGAACCUGAGUUGGAAUUGGUGUCUAUAUUGAAGAAAGGUCCCCAAUAA
This is a messenger RNA of Colletotrichum phormii, 1323 nucleotides long. Its product is annotated as cytochrome P450. NCBI's taxonomy places the organism in Eukaryota, Fungi, Ascomycota, Sordariomycetes, Glomerellales, Glomerellaceae. The record is from RefSeq and is a predicted model, not a curated record. The transcript has 6 exons. Gene Ontology annotation, molecular function: monooxygenase activity; oxidoreductase activity, acting on paired donors, with incorporation or reduction of molecular oxygen; heme binding. Bases 1 to 1323 code for a protein of 440 amino acids.